Closterium sp. NIES-65 is the source of this 1713-nucleotide messenger RNA. Lineage: Eukaryota; Viridiplantae; Streptophyta; Zygnematophyceae; Desmidiales; Closteriaceae. The record is from the annotation of a GenBank genome assembly.
AUGUAUGUUGUGGAUUAUAGUGAGGAGAAUGAGGGUUACCGGUGUUUUCAGCCCGACCCGGGCAUUGGUACUGCUGCGCUAGGUGCUUGUGAGGCUGCUGCUCUAGGUGCCAGUGCGUCUGCGCUCUCAGGUACUGGUGAGACUGCGCUCUCAGGUACUGAGUCGUCCUCGUCCUCCCUCACUUUCACACUUGACUCCGGAGCUUCUCGCUCCUUCUUUCGAGACCGCACUACCCUUUCGCCGCUCGCCAGGCCGGUUGCGGUCUCCCUUGCUGACCCCUCUGGGGGUCCUGUCCUGUCUCACUUCUCCACUGUCCUCCCGUGUCCGGCUGCCCCUUCGGGCACCCUGUCGGGUCUGUACCUUCCCUCGUUCUCUACGAACUUGGUGAGUGGAGCGGACCUGCAGGAUGGGGGUGUUCACCAGUUCACUCCUGCGCGUCAGAGGGUGACCCACUGCACGGAGGCUCGCACAGGCCGACACCUGGCCACGUUCUCACGUCGGCCGGGGUCGAGUCUCUACACCCUGACCGUUGAGUCUCCUCCUGUCCCUGCGUCUGGUCAGGUGGCUGCGUCGGGUCAGGUACUUGCUGCUGCGUCCCGGUCAGGUCCUGAGUCUGCCCCCUGUUCUUGUCGCCUCCUGUCUCACGAGACUCUCCUGUGGCACCACCGUCUUGGCCACCCCUCCUUGCCCCGUCUUCGGAGCAUGGCUUCCCGUGUCCUUGUCUCUGGUCUUCCCCAGUCUCUCCCUCCUCUCCCCUCCGGGCCAGGACCUUCCUGUGUCCCCUGUGUCGAGGGUCGCCUCCGGGCUACUCCUCACUCCUCCCACUUCCCCCCGACAGAGGCUCCCCUGCAGACGCUUCACAUGGAUGUGUGGGGCCCAGCCCCCGUCCGUGGGCAGGGUUACGAGCGCUACUUCCUGUUGGUGGUUGACGACUACUCGCGUUACACCACAGUCCUCCCCUUGCGCAGCAAGGGUGCGGUCACUGAGGUGCUGAUCGACUGGAUCCGCGAGGCUCGUCUCCAGCUCAGGAAGAGCUUCGGCUCGGACUUUCCUGUUCUGCGUCUGCACUCUGACAGAGGCGGAGAGUUCUCUUCUCGCCUUCUGCGAGACUACUGUCGUGCACGGGGGAUCCGCCAGACCUUCACGCUUCCGGACUCACCACAGCAAAAUGGGAUUGCUGAGCGCCGCAUUGGCAUGGUCAUGGAUGUCGCUCGUACGUCCAUGAUGCAUGCGGCUGCCCCCCAUUUUCUGUGGCCGUUUGCGGUGAGGUACGCGGCGCAUCAGCUCAACCUUCACCCCCGGGUCUCUCGGCCAGCGAUGUCCCCAGCCUUGCUGUGGACGGGGAAGGUUGGCGAUGCGUCUGUGUUCCGUGUCUGGGGAUCUCGGGCGUUUGUCCGCGACUUGUCUGCGGACAAGCUGUCCCCUCGUGCUGCUCCCUGUGUCUUCCUUGGCUUCCCCACUGACGCCCCAGGGUGGCAGUUUUACCACCCCUCCUCUCGUCGUGUUCUGUCCUCCCAGGACGUCACGUUCGACGAGUCAGUCCCCUUCUACCGUCUCUUCCCCUACCGCACUCCUUCCCUCCCCCCUCCCCCGGACUUCCUUGUGCCGGUUCCCCCCCCGGUAGACCCCCUCCCCCCUCAGGUUCCUGCCCCCUCAGGUGUGUCCCAGGUAGACGCCGUUGACCCGGUCGAGGUUACUGCCUGGGGGUGCUGA